AGUUAAAGCGAUGAUAACAUACUUUCUAUUGAACACAGCACAAAACAGAUCACUAAACCUAAACAUACAACAGUGCGCGCUGCUAUCGUGCGCCCGACUCCCGUGCACCUAACGGUGCCACAGCACGGCACCUACGCACUGCGCCGGUGCAGGCGCCUAACGCGCCGCACACGCACGCGCGCACAAGCACCACUAACUGCUACCGUACGACCAACGAUUAUAGCUACCAACGAAGCAAAGUGACGUUAUGUAUAUGCGACUACUCACGGCGCCCCACAAUGUGUCCGCGUCCCACCUCCUUCGCUCCCCUCGCCUUCUCCCCCCACACACCCUCACCGAACGCUAUGCACAGCAUACAGCGAGCAGCCGCUACUCCUCCGGAUCUCUGUGCACGAGGCCUGCCGAUCGCCUUACGUGUGCAUGCGGGCAGGGUCACUACAGCAUCUUCGUCCACAACCUCCCCCCCUCAUCCUCUUUGAAUGACGGAUGCUCAGGCGAGCACCACCGGGCUGGAGUAAGCCAUGGGCACCUAGUACCCAUAGCCGCGCCCGCCGCCCACCAUCGCAGCGGCGCUCUUCCCGCCAGGCGGCAGGCUGACGCUCACGCUGACGGGCGGGCCGCCGUUCAUACCAUUCGCUGAGCCGUUCGUGACCACGUGCGAGCCGCCGUUCACCGCGGACACUACGGCGC
Molecule: messenger RNA, 690 nt
Organism: Postia placenta MAD-698-R-SB12
Lineage: Eukaryota; Fungi; Basidiomycota; Agaricomycetes; Polyporales; Adustoporiaceae
Exons: 1
Source: RefSeq, a predicted model, not a curated record